Molecule: messenger RNA, 744 nt
Organism: Microthlaspi erraticum
Lineage: Eukaryota; Viridiplantae; Streptophyta; Magnoliopsida; Brassicales; Brassicaceae
Source: the annotation of a GenBank genome assembly
AUGCUCCAUCUCCUCCUUCUCUCCGACGAAGAUUCUCCCACCAGCAUGCCCCCUUCCCACGCCGCCUCUAGAUCCGCCUCCAAUCACAGCUCCUCCUCCUCUUCCUCCUCCUCCUCCUCCUCCUCCCUUCACCCCUGCAAACACUCCCCCUCCGCGACUCUCGACCUCCUAAUCCUCAUCCUCGUCCUCUUCUCCGGCGCUUUCCUCCUCUCCUCCUACUUCUCCUACCUAUUCCACUCCUUCUCCCUCCUCUCCUCCCACUUCCCUUCCCUCUCCUCCCUUAUCCCCUUGAUCUUCUCCGAUCAAAAUGAGGAAGAUCCAUCCCCAUUCCCUCCGGCGUCCGUCUUCUUCGCCUUCGCCAUCUUCUUCGCCGCGUCGAUUGCGUUCCUCGACCUGUGCUGCGGGCCGAGAUCGAGGAAAUGCCAGAACCCGAAGUGCAAGGGGUUGAAGAAGGCGAUGGAGUUUGAUUUGCAGCUACAGACAGAGGAAUGCGUUAAAUCGGGAGCAAGUAAAGAGAUCGAUCGUUUGCCCUGGAAAGGAGGCAGCGAGAGCAAUCCUGAUUAUGAAUGUUUGAGGGCUGAGCUGAGGAGGAUGGCUCCGCCUAAUGGCCGUGCCGUUUUACUUUUCCGAUCUAGAUGCGGCUGCCCCGUCGCUAAGCUCCAAGGUUGGGGACCUAAACGAGGCCGGCGUCAUAAAAAAUCACAGGCAAACUUGGCUCUAAAGGGAGGUGUAGACAAUCGCUGA